This is a messenger RNA of Cucurbita moschata (crookneck pumpkin), 2764 nucleotides long. Its product is annotated as probable rhamnogalacturonate lyase B. Gene Ontology annotation, biological process: carbohydrate metabolic process. Gene Ontology annotation, molecular function: catalytic activity; carbohydrate binding. The coding region runs from base 639 to 2597 and encodes 652 amino acids. The record is from RefSeq and is a predicted model, not a curated record. Lineage: Eukaryota; Viridiplantae; Streptophyta; Magnoliopsida; Cucurbitales; Cucurbitaceae. The transcript is spliced from 18 exons.
UCACUCUCUGCAGUAGAGACGCGGCUCCUUUGCUCUCGGCCUCUGCCGUUGUAUGUUCGUUUGCCGUUCAGCUUCCGGUUCUCCAAUCUCCUCAUCUUCCUAACGGAUUCCUAUCUUUCUCUCUCUCUCUCUGUCGUUUGCGUCUCUCUUGAGGUAAGAAAUUGGCUGAAAGCAUUUUCAAGAAAAACUUGCUGCUUGUAUUAACAUAGUACCUGGGUGCCUGAAGUUCUUGCUUUGCCUAUCAAUGGUGGCAGCCUCAAGUACCUAGACUGGAUCAAGAGCAGCACCAAGGACUGACUUCCUCUGCUUUAACAAGUUAAUUUGAUUAUAUGAAACCCUUCCCUCCCAGCGUUAUGUGCAAGUGUGUCAAUAAACUCAUCUGUCGUCUUAGUAGUUGAAAUAUAUGUGUUGUCUUCUAAAUAAGAAUUGAAAUUUGGUAACCAGUUAGAUAUCUUUUGUCCUUCAAUCUCUGUGCAUUGGGCUUUACUCAUUCCCUAAACUUACAGAAAACAUGGCUUGGCAAAAUUUGUGGGAGAAAAACUGCGGGAAUAUUGGACUUGAUUCGAGAAAUAAGACAUUACUUUUGUUAGAUAUAGAGGUUGGCUUAUCUAUCAACCAGUAGGUCGAGGGCUGUCAACAUGCCGCCACUGGGUGUGCAACUCUCCAUUGCAGAACAUCAGGUGACAAUGGACAAUGGCAUAGUCCAAGUCACGUUGUCAAACCCAGAUGGCAUAGUGACCGGAAUUCGAUACAAUGGAGUUGACAACUUGCUCGAAGUUCUCAAUGACGAAUCUAACAGAGGGUAUAUUAUGAACGAAAAACUUGCUUCAUAUAAGUACUGGGACCUCGUGUGGAACCCAUCAGCCUCUGCAACUGGAUCGUUUGAUGUGAUAAAGGCUACAGAUUUUGAGGUUAUAGUGGAAAAUGAAGACCAAGUGGAGCUCUCCUUUACGAGAAAAUGGGAUCUGUCUCUCGAGGGAAAGCUUGUGCCGUUAUUGAUUGAUAAAAGGUUUAUAAUGCUUCGGGGUUCAUCUGGAUUCUAUUCGUAUGCUAUUUACCAACACUUGAAAGAAUGGCCUGGUUUCAACCUUGGUGAAACCAGACUCGCCUUCAAACUCAGAAAAGACAAGUUCCAUUAUAUGGCCAUGGCAGACAACAGACAGAGAUCCAUGCCACUUCCAGAUGACCGGUCACCACCGAGAGGCCGAGCUCUGGCCUAUCCAGAGGCUGUCCUGCUCGUCGACCCCAUCGAAUCCGAGCUUAAGGGAGAGGUGGAUGACAAGUAUCAAUAUUCAUGCGAUAACAAAGAUAGCGGCGUCCAUGGAUGGAUAUCCACCGACCCGCCAAUCGGGUUCUGGCUAAUCACCCCCAGCAAUGAGUGCCGUUCCGGUGGACCCGUUAAACAGAACCUGACUUCGCACGUCGGCCCGACCACUCUUGCUGUUUUUAUUAGCGCCCAUUACACGGGAGAGGAUCUGGUGCCGAAAAUCGGAGCCGGCGAGGCAUGGAAGAAAGUCUUCGGUCCUGUGUUUAUCUAUCUCAACUCCACUUACGAUUCUAGCGACGCCCUUCAGCUCUGGGAAGAUGGCAAAUCACAGGCAUCGAUUGAAGUCCAAAGUUGGCCAUACAGCUUCCCUGCUUCGGAGGAUUUUCCAAAGUCAAACCAACGGGGUAAUAUCAGUGGCAGACUAUUAGUCAAAGAUAGCUACGUUAGUGAAGACUACAUUCCAGCAAACGGUGCGUUUGUUGGCUUAGCUCCACCAGGAGACGUAGGUUCAUGGCAAAGAGAGAGCAAGGGUUACCAAUUUUGGAGCAGAGCAGAUGAAGAUGGAUACUUUUUCAUCGACCACAUAAGGCCUGGCGACUACAAUUUAUAUGCAUGGGUCCCCGGUUUCAUUGGAGAUUAUCGUUACGAUUCUAUCAUCGACAUAUUAGAAGGUAGUCAGAUAGACGUGGAUGAGAUAAUAUACGAGCCUCCAAGAGCAGGGGCGACACUGUGGGAAAUUGGAGUCCCGGAUCGCUCAGCAGAAGAGUUCUAUGUUCCAGAUCCAAAUCCCAACUACGUCAAUAAGCUCUAUCUUAACCAUUCCGAUAAGUUUCGCCAGUAUGGUCUGUGGGAAAGGUACAGCGAAUUGUAUCCCGAUGCAGACUUGGUGUAUACCGUCGGCGUCAGUGAUUAUACCAAGGACUGGUUCUUCGCUCAGGUUACCAGGAAGACAGAAAACGGAACAUUCAAGGGAACAACAUGGCAGGUGAAGUUCGAGCUGGACAACGUGGACAGCCAAGCAACUUACAAGCUUCGGGUCGCACUGGCCUCCGCUUCUAUCGCGGAAUUGCAGGUUGGAGUAAAUGACCCGAAAGCAAAGCCGGUGUUCUCAAGUGGGCUAAUCGGAAGGGACAAUUCGAUCGCUAGACACGGCAUUCACGGCCUGUACUGGCUCUACAACGUGAAUAUUCCGGGAAACCGGCUGGUCUCCGGCGACAACACCAUCUUCUUCACGCAGCCGAGAAGCACCAGCCCUUUCCAAGCCAUUAUGUACGACUAUAUUCGUCUGGAAGCUCCUCCGCCUCCGUCCUCCGCCCAUGGUUUGUUAUAAUAUUCCCUUCUCAUAAUACUGCUCCUUUAUUGCCCCAUCACCAUGCUCUGUUUUUUCUUUCUUCUUUAUUCACUAUUUUUAGAUUCAUUCCCUCUUCGAAAGCAAUUAUGAACUAUGAAAUCCCAUUUACGAAAUGUAUAGUAUUUGUAAAAGUUUUUGUUGGGAAG